UGUAAACUGGGAAACAGAGGGACUUACUGUAAGUCAGGAAUGUUUUUGUCGAGGAAUGCCAACUAUAACCACCUGAUCCUGCAUUUGAGACAAGACCGGAACCCGGUUGCACCUGCUUAGUCCGCUCCUGCUGUAGUCGGAGGCCUUAUAUUAAUUAUAAAGUAUAUCCAGUGUUUUACACCAUGGGUGACUCUUACCAGAACCCUGUCUUCUUCGAGUGUCCCAGUAUGGACGAAGAACUAAAGAAGAAAAUCGAGAAUUGCUUUCGUGUGCGUCGCAAAACUGGAGGUGGAGACUGCGGAUCGAUCACAAACGUCCACGGUGACGUUUACAGCAUCGCUUUUAAUAAGCGAGAUGAUCAGGAAAGAGUCCUGCAGAGAUCUGAACAUGUGUUGGAGUUAGCAGGGGGUCCUCUGGUGCUGACUGUGCGAAGCACCCCUGGACCUUCCACCGGCUCUCCCAUCACAUCCACGACUACAAGCAAGUCAGUUAGACCAAAACUGGACUCAACAUCAUCACAGCAGACACAGCCGUCCAGUUUUACCUCAAGCCUGCUAACAAGUGAUGAAGAAUAUGAACUACGACGUGAUUCGCACCUCCUACGUUAUCUAAAGGAGUGCCCCAAGGCUGUGAAAGAAUUAGAGGAAGGACUCACCUCUGUGGCCUGCUCUGCCCAGCUGUACCCAGAGGAGGGGAGGGUUUUAGUUAGCCGGUUAGCUCAAGCUGGUGCCGUAGAUGAUGUCACAAAUUGGAAAGCCGAGGUAGACAAACUCUUAGAUGGCUACCUGUGCCACUAUGAGGUGGACCCUCACAAAGUAAAAGCUUUACUUCAGUCCUGCAGCUCUCAUAAUACCACAGAUGAGGUGAAGGUGUACGGAGAGAAUGGGAUGGCCGUUGUGGUUGGGGAGCGUUCUCAAGUGAACGCCAGGUUGAUGGAUCUUGAGGACUCGUCUGUUAAACGACGGUCAGGUUCCUGUGAGAAGCAAACAAGCAUACGUCGACUGGGCGACGCCAAGCUCCGCCUCCUCUGGAAAGAGAUUGAGCGCAGUUUGCGACAAGAUUUUCCAGGAGUGAAGGUCACGCAGGGAGCUGCAGGUCAGUUAGUUUUGGAAGGUUCUGUGGAGGAGAUUCUUAAGGCUGGAGAAUGGAUCUCUGAGCAGGAGAAUUUUGUGUUAGAAAGGACAGUUUCUGACAAGAGCCCACAUUUUUUGGCCUUCUUGAGAAAGGCAUACAAAGGUCCAGAGAAGCUAGGGGACUUUUUAGGGGUUGGUGGCAAGGUGGAAAUAGAGUUACGAGAUACAAAAGUACAUUUCUUCUCUGUCUCUGCUGAUAAACUGGAUGACGGAAAAAAACUAUACGAAAAAUUCAAGGAAGUCAAGAUUGAUGUUCCUAACUGCUCCUCUGUGCCAUCUGGUCUUCGGGAAAAGCUAAAGUCCAAGACAAAUGAGAUGAACCAAAGCCAAUACAGGGCUCAGGUUGUGUUUGGCUCAGACAGUGCGGUCUGCCUACUGGGCCAUACCAAAGAGGUUGAAGAGCUCAGUGAAGUUGUCGUGCAGUUUAUUUUGGACGAGUCAAGCAUAGAAGGCAAAGUCAUUCUUCCUUACCCAGAGUUAGCACAACUCUUACCGCAAUUGCUGAAGCUGCAUGGUUUUGACUAUUCAGGUGUGACCUUCCAUCCUUUAACAUCUUCCUCUGGGCCCAUGUUGGUGAUGGAAGGUCCAUCCGGAAAAGUGACUGAUGUCAGAAACUGGCUAGGUCCAUUUCUGGACUCCCUUGUUCAUGAUAGAGUCACCAUUGACCUCCCAGGGGCUGUAAGGUAUUUUGAAAGUCCCUCUGGAAGAGACAACAUUUUAAGUGUUGCUAAGUCUCAAAAGUGUCUCAUACAGCUUCAGGAUAAGUUUCACGCUACAAGACAGAUUUUGGCAUCUGGUGUAGGAUUGAGUGAAGUAAACACAACGGCUGCUAGCUACAGCCUUCGGGACGGGUUCCAGGUUCUGGUGUGUCAGGGUGACAUCACCAAACAGGAAGCCGACGCCCUGGUGAACGCUGCCAAUGAAGAUCUGGACCACUGUGGUGGGGUUGCUGCUGCACUGAGUAAGGCGGGUGGCCCUGAGGUGCAGAAGGAGAGCAGAGCUAUAGUAAAGCAGAUUGGAAAAGUUUGUACAGGUGAUGUGGUAGUGACCACAGCGGGGAACUUAAACUGCAAGAUACUGCUGCAUGCUGUUGGGCCUGUAGGAGGAAAAUCAGGUGGCAGAGAGAGGAUGUUACUGGAAAAAACUGUCCAGUCUGCUCUGAAUUUAGCAGAGGGGAUGGAGUGCAGGUCCAUAGCCAUGCCCUGUAUCAGUUCAGGUGUGUUUGGUGUUCCUGUCGCUGUGUGCUCUGACGCUAUUGUAACUGCUGUUAAGAAGUUUGGCAGUGAGGGAGGGCGAAGUCUGAACAGAGUUAUCCUGAUUGAUAACAGAGUAGAGGUGGUGAGGGCCAUGCAGGAAGCAUGUGACCGGCUUUUCCAAGGGAUAAGUAGCGCAAACGCUGCACCAAGAGAUCAAGGAGGAGCCGCUGCUGGACCUCCUGAAGAUGGUGUCCGUGUAGAGAUCAUUCAGGGAACCAUGGAGACCCAGCUGGUGGAUUGCCUGGUAUCCCCUAUGGUUGGCCAUGAUCCCAUCUCGACCCGUGUUGGAAAAGCUCUGUCAGACAUGAUUGGACCUCAGCUGACUGCAAAGUUUCAUAUGGAAGCAGGAGGAGCCACAUUGCCUGGUGACAUAGUUCUGGUGGUGGACAUACCUAACCUUCAAUCUAAAGGAGUGUUCUUCCUCAACCUUCUCCCCUGGGAUAAUAACCAACAUGGAUCUGCAAUCCAGGUUCUGAGACAGGGUAUCAGAAAAAUUCUGGCUUCCUGUCAUAUCAGAGGCUUCAGUUCAGUUGCUUUCCCUGUGCUAGGGACCGGUGUUGUCCUUCGUUUUCCUCACAGCGUGUCAUCAAGGGUUGUCCUGGAGGAGGUCCGUAAAUUUGAACAGGACCGGGUCACCAACACAUCUCUCCUGGUCCGUUUUGUCAUCCACCCCAACAACAAAGAUUCUAGCAAGGCCUUCCAGUCUGCCCAGGAAACUCUGCAUCUCAGAGGAUUCACUAACGACGUAAACCCAGACCAAGCUUCCUUUUACCGCCAUGUCUCCCUAACUGAUGAUGAGGUCACAGCCAUGCUGGGUGGGGUCAAGCUUCAGAUGGUCCGCGGUGACAUCAUUCAGGAGAGCACUGAUGUCAUUAUCAACACAACUGACUUCUCCAAAAACCAAUCUGGUGUGUCUAAAGCCAUUGUGACUGCAGCAGGGCCCAGUGUCCAAGCAGAGUUGGCACAAGUGGGCAUUCCAGCGGACUUCAUGUGCACCACAGGAUCAGGGUUGCUUGGCUGUAGGGAAAUCAUUCAUGCUGGCUUCAAAUGCGACACCAAGAUUAUUCGGAAGAAUUGCAAAAAGAUACUGAAGCAGUGUGAGAGCAAAGGCUACAGCUCAGUGGCCUUCCCAGCCAUCAAUACGGGUGCGGGUGGUAUGGACUCUGCCACAGCUUGUAAAGCCAUGCUGGAUGGCAUGACAUCAGCUAUUAGUGAGUUGAAACUUAAUUCCCUCACACUCAUUCGCAUUGUCAUCUUCCAGCAACCGGUCUUCCAGGCUUUCAGAGAAGAGCUGGAGAAACGCUUUGGACAAACAGCUGCUCGCCACCUCAGUCUUAGAGAUAAAGCUAAACAAAAGCUCAAGAAGUUACAGGACAAGUGUUCAAGAACCUCCCCAACUUCAACACCUCAAGGCAAAACCUUCGCCUCUUCAAAGCCACCACCAGCUGUAGUAAGUGUGAUCAGUUGUGGUAGGGACACCAUAGGGACAAUCAAGAGAGAUUUGGAGGGGAUCCUGCAGAAGCAGCUGGUAGAGAGAGAGGUGGAUGUUGAUCAUUUUUCCAGGCUUGAUGGUAUGGAGCUGGAGGCGGUGCAGGCCAAAGUCAAAGUCUCAGGUGUAAGCCUGGAGUACAGGAAACGUCAAAGGUCUGAGGGUGCGAACGGAAACAGAGCAGGAAACACAGCCAGAGCUGAAGCUAGAGAUCGGUCAGGGUCAGGAAGAGAGGUCUAUGUAUUGACAGGCCUAAAAGAGGAUGUGUUGGGCGUCAUUGAGCUUGUAAACCGAGCGAUCCAAAUUUCACUCUGUGAAGACCUCCAUGAUAAAGAAGAAGCCAUGUUGGCUUUUACUGUCCAGUGGUCAAUUCAGGAUAUAAAUAAAGUAUGGCACGAGGUAAGCCUGCGUGACAACUACAUGCUGGAGGAGGCUCACCUGAAGGAACAAGUGUCUGUAGAUGUGACAGCGCCAGACGGCACGAUGCUGAAAGUAAACCUGAGGGCACGAGAAGCCACCAAUUGGCUAACAGGCAUCGUGAACAAAGUGAAAAGGAACGAGACUGAUGCCUUCGAGUUGCCAAAACAUUGGGAACCUCUGCAUGAAGAAUUGUUCAAAAAGGUCGAGCUGCAACCGAACUCACCAGAGUACCAGACUGUCGCCAAGGACUUCCGCAAAAAGGCUAAGUACAACAUCCACAAAAUUGAGCGGGUGCAAAACUACUACCUGUGGUAUGCCUAUACUGUGUGUAAGCAGCGGAUAUUUGCCAAAAAUGGCCCAGCAGACCUUGGGGAGAAGUCUCUCUAUCAUGGCACAUCAGCAGAGUCAUGCAACUGCAUUGAAAAGAACAGAUUUGACAGGAGCUACGCUGGAGCAAACGGUAAAUUGUUUGGAAUGGGAGUUUACUUUGCCGUCAAUGCAGAGUAUUCAGCCAACCGGUUCUGCCCAGCAGACGCGUCCGGCUUGAAGAGGCUGUAUGUGGCUCGUGUCCUGACCGGCCGUUACACUCUCGGCAAUCCUUCCAUGAAAGCAACCCCUCCUCGAGGCUCCGACCCCACAGACUGCUUCGACAGUUUGGUGGACAACCAGCAGCAGCCCGGCAUGUUUGUGAUCUUCCACGAUGACCAGGCCUACCCAGAAUACCUCAUCACCUUCAACUGAGUAGAACUUAAGUAAGUUGCGGUUCAGCACGGUGCUGUGGUGUCAAAACAAAUCCUGGUUAAAUAGUACAAAAGUAGCGAUACCUUACAAUGUGGCAUCAAUUUUCUAUUAUCAGUUAAUGUUUUCUUUUUUUUUUUCCGGGGCUGAUUUUGAGUUGUGUUCAUUUCUCAGCAGCACAGAUAUACUUUCAUAAUACUGUAAAGCAAAAACAACCAGAUGUGAUGACAAAUAGACAAGAUGUUAUCUCAGCUGAUUAACUUGAAUUAUUCAACAUUAAACAAACGGGUUAAACUAUCUGUGCCAAGGUAAUGAUUUAUUAAAAGUGGUGUAUUUGGGAAGAACUAUUUUUAUGAUAGACAUGAUAUAAUAUGUAGAUUUUGCAACAAAAUAAUCCAAAGUAUAUAUAUGUUAGACAUUAUUUUUCUGUGAAUGGUGAAAAAGAAUACAAGAGCAAAAAGAGCAGUGUCUGUGUUUUUGUAAUGGCUCCAUUUAUUGACAAUUUCAGAGAGCUUUCCUAACAAUGUAAAUAAAAGACGUAUAAUGAAAUGAUGAUUUGUACAUGAAAUUAUAAAAAAGUUAAGAACAUUUACCUGAUCUACCAAUAAAUAAAAAAAUUCAAAAAGGAAACUAAUGAAAAUGAUACAAGUCUUAUUGCUUAAAAUGUUCUAUUACAAGAAUCAGUUAAGUGAGAAUGAAGAAAAAAACAUUUAUUUUCCAUUUUGAACUGAAAAACAGAGUCACAUUAAAUUUAGCAAUCUUUGGACCAUUAUUAAAAGUUU
This is a messenger RNA of Anoplopoma fimbria (sablefish), 5818 nucleotides long. Its product is annotated as protein mono-ADP-ribosyltransferase PARP14-like. Gene Ontology annotation, cellular component: nucleus; cytoplasm. The record is from RefSeq and is a predicted model, not a curated record. Gene Ontology annotation, biological process: negative regulation of gene expression. Gene Ontology annotation, molecular function: NAD+ poly-ADP-ribosyltransferase activity; transcription corepressor activity. NCBI's taxonomy places the organism in Eukaryota, Metazoa, Chordata, Actinopteri, Perciformes, Anoplopomatidae.